AUAUGCAAAUUCUCAGGAUUAUACAUUAGUAAAGAAAAGAACUCGAAAGGAGCAUUAUGGUAAAUUAAAAAACAUGACUAUAUGUUGUGACAGAGGUGGUAUUUACAAUGAUUCUUUAAGCCCUAGUAAAGAAAUACAACAUAGACAAAGAAGCACUAAACUCAUUAACUGUCUUUAUGAAUUGUACACUGCUCAACAUAAUAGUCAAUGGCAUCUGGAAUUAAAAACUGUUGCAGAAAUGACAGCAGCUAGUUCCUGUUACAAAGAAAUUGUGUUGACUCUUUACCACAAUAAUACAUCAAUGUUAAUUAUAAAUAAAAAUAUUUAUAAUGCUCACAAACAGCUUUGUCAACAGAAUUAUGCUGGUCAUACUUCUAUUCAGAUGCUUGAUGCCUAUUCAACUCUUAAAGCUUAUUUACAAGUAUUAACAGAAGACCUUUAUCAGGUUCGUAUAACAAUUUCUCUAGUAGUAGCCAACCAAAAGAAAGAAAUUGAUGCAAUGAUUGCAUUAGAAUGUAUCCAUAUUCUACUUUUUGCACUCAAUAAUUUGUCAUAUAUGAAUAUUAGAGGAAAAAUUUCAAGUUUCACUUUUAAAAAAAUAAAUAAUCAGUAUCAAAAGGCAAACUGUGCAACAUCUCAAGAACCUCUGCCACCAUGCACUGGAUUUUUUUUAAAAACAAUAGGGCUUUCUUAUGCCCACAUUAUUAGCCUUUUAGAGAACAACUAG
Messenger RNA from Cetraspora pellucida, 727 nucleotides. The record is from the annotation of a GenBank genome assembly. Lineage: Eukaryota; Fungi; Glomeromycota; Glomeromycetes; Diversisporales; Gigasporaceae.